CGAUUACGAUGGAAGAAACUAUUGUCCACUACAAUUUUAAGUUUUACUUUACAUAACGGAAAUCGGGACCCGGUGAAAAUUUAUGUCUAGAGACUUACUACUUGUCGGGAUGUUUCCUUUGGGGGAGCGUAAUCCGGAGUGCCGGUCUCUGGAUACUCGGGCGGUUCUCGGUUGGCCGGAACAAGUCAGUCCGUCAGGACUCUAGGCUGGUGGAACUGGAGAGUGAUAACCCACGGAAGUACACCAGUGCACUCACUUCACUUGCGGUUCGCUUUUUGUUAAUAUUUGUCCCGACUCGCACUCGAGCAAUCGUGAAACUCGCGACGAAAAUUCUUGGACUCGCACUCGGUCAAGAGUAAAAAGCGGAAAAAGCUGCUCGCGGUCUUUGGGAUCGCGAUUUUAUACUCAAUUUUCCGAAGGGAAGGGUUAAGGUGUAGGCGGUGUCAUUCUUGGAUUGGUGGGCCCUUUUAAAACCACCAAAUUUGGAGCUUGUCUAUUGGGAACUCGUGAAAUUAUUAUUUCGUAAAGAUGAUCAGUUAUUGGUCCAUCUCUUCUCGUCUCCGCCCGAUUUGGUUUUGGUUUUGAGUAUAGGAGAGGGAUGUUUAUAAUUUUCGCUCCUCUUAUCUUUAGGUCACUCAAACAACAAGCAAGCAAAAAAAGGGUCUUUAUGUCUUCCUGUAGAAUUUUAGUAAGAACAUACUUUUAUUGAUUGAGCACGGACAGCGUUUUUGCUGUGAAUAAUAAAUUUUUAUAGUUUCCGGAAGUUCCCUGUUUGAAGAUUUUAAUUUUUAUUGAGUUUCAAUAUUUCCCUUUUCCUUUGCUUAGCGUCGGGUACCGAUCCAGGGCAUUGUCAGAGUAAUGUUCGGUAAUAAAGUUAUUAUUUAUUCUUUUUUUAUUCUAGACUCGACAUUGUCCAGACUUCCCGAAAGAAUAAAAUUAUAUCUAACGGUCGCUCUCAAAAUAGUUUACAGAUGGGGAACUAUGCAUUUGUUUGAUGACUAUUUCCUUCAGUUUAUGUAUUUAUUAUUCCUCAAAAAAUAAAAUUUAAAAUUGUCGCUAUAUCUCACGAACUUGUGCGUGACGAUAGAGCGAUCCUCUGCAAACAUUUCUUGCUCUCGGCGACCGUUAGAAUACGAUUUCUCUUACUUAAUUAUUAUCUUUACAAGGACAACGAGAAGAAAAAUGUUAAGUCCACCGGACGUAACAAUAUUUAUAAAAAAUAUCUUUAUUUAUACAUAUAUAUUUUACAUAAAACAAAAUAAUAAACAAAGUAUAUAAUAGACAAAAACUACAAUGCAUGCAUGAAUUCAAAAUUCUAUACAUAUAAAUUGCUUUUAUUUUAAAAUAUAUAAAAUAUAUUAUUUACGUAAUUUACAUUUAUGCUUUCCUUCUUUAUUUUUAACGUUACUUGCUAAAGUUUUUAUUUACCGAUAUAAAGAACAAAAUUGUGAUUCUGGAAUUUCAAAAGGGUUAACUGCAUCAUGUAGAGUUCUUCUUUGUGUCCUUAAUAAAUUUCUUUCUUCAUUAUUAGCAAUUUGCAUAACCCACCAUGCCAGAGCCAUACUUUUAUGCGUAACAAUAUUAUAAAAAUAAUAUAUAAUUAUUAUACUUAUAUCACAAAGUCUACAAACUUAUACGUAUAUAACCUUAUAACUGCAAUGCAAUACAAAUGUAUCAUUGGUACCACGUUUAUUAACAUGCCGAAGUAUAUUUAAUAAUUCCCUUUUCCGCUUUUCCGCCAGCAAGUUCCAUAGCGAAAAAAUUCACGUGAAAAGCUUCACAUUUGCGCUGUUCAGAGAGUUUUAUGAUCGCGCGGAAAGUUUUAUGAUCGCGCGGAAUCAUAAAGUUCACGUGAAACUUUUCAUUUUUCACGUUUCCGCUCUAGGGGAAAAGUUACAUGAUCGCUGCCCUGGAACGCCGCCGUCGGAGAACACUUCACACGCUGUGCAGGUUAUGUCGGCACUGUGUCUCGAGCGGGUCACUACGCGUAUUAAUUGCUUACUAGUUUCCUUUUUUCUUUUUGUUUCAGGUGCUGCUGCCGCUGCUGUCCCUCCAGGUCAUUGCUAGGAUCCGGAUCGUCGCACGGGAACGCCGUCGGGUAAGUAAAUUUGAGGUUAUGUGAUAUCCGCGGUCCCGCUGGUUCGCGAGAUGCUUUUCUACAGGCCCAGGAUGAUGCCGUCGGGAAAGGGCUCACACGAGAAAUGAGGUGAGUGAACAACACUUUAUGUUUUUUAUAAACAAUAACAAAUAUUUUUUAUUUCAGGUUACUGUUAACACAAAAUCACUCCCUCUUAGCGUCACGCCACAUGUACGAGUCUUCGUGUGUCUCCGCGAUUGUUUAAACGCACGAGUUUUGUACACACGCUCGUUCACGACGCUUGAUUCACAAACGGGUAAACGAUGUGAUGUGUUCGCAAUUUUAUUGCGUGAAGCUUCAUUGCCUCUUCGUCGCGCGCACUUAAUUAACGCGCGGACGCUUGCUUUUUACGUGCGAGGCACGGAACGAUCGCACGGGACGACUGUCUUCUCUACUCGCAUUCGAGAAUAGUCGCUGUGAACGCGCCACAAUGUAACGUGGAUGUUGUACGUUCAAUCUCUCGCGCGCGAAAGCUCACGAGAGCUCCCACCGCUCGCUUAAGUACCAGUGUGGGGAUUCCUCCAACUCGCAUCGCUCCGCCAAUCACGCGUGGCGUCGGUUUUCGGGCGCGCGGCAUACGCGUCUUCCCCCUCUCCUCUGACUUGGACAAAUUGGCGCUAUGCGACGCUGCCGUGGUGCGGAUGCCGGUACGUCUCCCCCACUCUCGAGCCUUCAGCCAAUCAUGGAGGUGCACUCUGGGGUGGAAAUGGUACAUUGGAGCUGCCCUUCUGGACUUAGGCUGGAUCCUCAUGCAGACACCGGCGCUUUGACACCGAGCGCUAAUUGGUGAAAAACGGGUGGUGGUGGUAAAUAGCAAGAAAACAGCGCUAAAGCAACGGCGCUGUCAUGAGGAUUAAAUUUUUCAUGAUUUUUUGGCGUUUAAACGCCAAAGUGUGUGUGUAAUGUGCCAUCAUAAAUAUAGGUACUCACAUUUUUCUAAAUUUUUCUUGUGGACUACUCGAUUAUUCAACAAAUUUGAGCAAGUUUUGUAUUUUUAGUGUAAAAAUUAUAUAUGUAUAUGUACAUAUCGAAAAGAUCGCUUACAGAUAUAAAUAAGUUAAUUGGUCAAUUAAUUCUAAAAAAUUACAAUUACGAAAGUGGAAUUAUAUGAAAUUAAAAGUUUUAUUAAAUAUUUGACAAUAACCUACCAAAAAUGCUCAACUUAUUUUUUAGGCAUUCGGACAGUAGCGAUUAAUCUCGUUAUGUCCCUCAACCACGCGCUCCUCGUACAGCACGAUUUGUCGAUUCUUCUCCAGAGUUUGAGCCAGAAGUAUACUACGUUUGUUGUGCUUGUGCCUGCUAAAUAGGUCGUUCUUCAAGGAGAUACGUGCUGAUUGUCUAACGCCAUUCAAGUGUUGUUAGCAUAAAAUACACGUAAAUAAUAAAAAAAUACUAGAUCAUAUUAUAUCAAAGAUGAGUAGGGAGAUAGAUCAUGCCAAAGAAAGUCUUGACUGCAACAGUUUUUUACUUUCUACAUUUUUCUACGACUCCACAGCAAAGCUGUUUUCUCAUUUAUGUACAUGGGCGCCAUGCGCAUACACAAACUCAUGAUUUUUAUGAAAUUGUGAGCGUGGUCCUGUAUGGAGUUAUAGAAAGUAAAAAACUGCCGUAGUCAAGAAAUCCUUUAGCAUAAUCUAUCUUUCAGCCUAUCUCUGAUUACAUGAUUUUAUACUUCUUGAAUUUUCUAUUGUUAUGUAAAGGUCGAUCAUGGUUAACAAGUAAUAAAUUUUUAAUUUAUUUUUGAAUUGUGAUUCUAAUUAUAUAUGUUGCAUUCAUCGCUAUUGAGAAGCCCUUUGAAGAACAAAUAAUUAUACCUUUUUCUUUUUUGAUUAGUUAUGGAUCCAAAGAGUCUUUAUCAUUAUCAAGUGCAAAUAGCAAUACUCAAAUAUAAACGAGAUUAUUACAUGUAUAAUGAACAAAUCUUACAACGACGUAAAUUACUGGCUAUAAUAGCUGCGUUAAGUAUUAUAAAGGAAACAAACAAAUACAAACGAAAACGCUUUUGGAUAUCGGAAUUGUGUCAGAAUAGACAAGAUUUUGGCGCUUUUUAUAAAGUGUACCCUAUCAUUUUAAAUGAUUCAACAAUGUUCAGAAAUUACUGUCGCCUGACCAAAGAACAAUUCGAAAAUCUAUUAGCACUGCUUGCUCCAAUAAUUAUUAAACAGGAUGCGAUACGGAUACCAAUCUCACCCGAAGAGCGUCUGUUAUUGACAUUAAGGUACUUAGCAUCAGGUGACAGUCAAGUGUCUAUGUCAUAUGAAUUUGGUGUUGGAACAAGAACAGUAUCUCAAAUAAUUUCGGAAACUUGUAAAGCACUGUGGACAAAAUUAGCUCCUCUGGUUCUGCCAGUACCAAAAUCAAAAGAUUGGGAAAAAAGUGGAAACAAUUUCAGACAUAAAUGGAAUUUUCCAAACUGUGUGGAUGCUAUUGAUGGAAAACAUGUAGUAAUUCAGGCACCACAACAUUCGGGUUCGACAUACUACAAUUAUAAAGGCAGUCAUAGCUUAGUAUUAUUAGCCAUAUGCGAUGCAAACUACAAAUUCAUCGUAGUUGACAUUGGCGCUGAAGGACGUCAAAGCGAUGGAGGAAUUUUUAAAAAAUCAUCUAUUGGGCAGGCAUUAAUUAACGGGGAAGCAGAUUUGCCACCAGCUAAACAAAUUUACGAAGAUGGUCCUAUACUACCACAUAUUUUGGUAGACGAUGAAGCAUUUCCAUUAACGACCUUUAUGAUGCGUCCAUAUCCUGGAAGAGGCGGACUAAGUGUGGAUCAAAGGAUUUUUAAUUAUCGAUUAAGCAGGGCACGGAGAAUGAUUGAGAGUACGUUUGGCAUUCUUGUGUCACAGUGGAGGAUUUUUAGAAAACCUAUCAUUGCAAACGUCGAAAAUGUACAUAAAAUAAUUGAAGCUUGCGUUUGCUUGCAUAAUUUUAUACGGGAUGCGGACGCCGAUAAUAAAAACUGCGAAAUAGAAUUAAGUGAUAAUUAUGAUACAAUGAGCAAUUUAGGUGGAAUGCGAAACGUAUGUCGUCUUGGAUCAAAUACGCACUCACGUGAAGCUGCUUAUGUGAGAGAUGAAUUUAUGAUGUAUUUCAAUGAAGAAGGUGCUGUUAAUUGGCAGUUUUCAAAAGUUUGAAACACAAGGCUGAAAUUCAAUAAUUAAUUUUUGUAUAAAUAUAUAUUAUUUUUAGAGCUGUGUGAGUUUAACAAUUUUUAAUUAAAUCAAGUUCUAGUACGAUUAUUAAUAAAAUUUAAAGAUAACAAUUUUUUAAAAUAAGUUUGAAAUGAGUGUUAUAAAAUAGUUACUUAUUUUUUAUUUAUAAGAAUCUUAUCUUAUAUAACUUAUC
This is a messenger RNA of Monomorium pharaonis (pharaoh ant), 5479 nucleotides long. RefSeq names its product protein ANTAGONIST OF LIKE HETEROCHROMATIN PROTEIN 1. The record is from RefSeq and is a predicted model, not a curated record. NCBI's taxonomy places the organism in Eukaryota, Metazoa, Arthropoda, Insecta, Hymenoptera, Formicidae. The transcript has 3 exons. Bases 3973 to 5268 code for a protein of 431 amino acids.